AUGGAGAAGUAUUUGAACCAGAAUUUUGGUGGGGUGAAGGGGAAGCACUCGUCCGAGGAGGCCCUGCAGCGAUGGAGGAGCGUCUGCGGCGUCGUCAAGAACCCGAAGAGGCGGUUCAGGUUCACGGCCAACCUGUCGAAGAGGGUCGAGGCCAAGGCCAUGAAGAAAUCCAAUCAGGAGAAGCUGCGCGUUGCUGUAUUAGUUUCAAAAGCUGCACUUCAGUUUAUACAUGGCAUCACAUUAGAGGAAUAUAAGGUACCUGACAAAGUGAAGGCCGCCGGUUUUCAGAUUUGUGCCGAUGAAUUAGAAGCCGUUGUUGAAGGCCACAGCAUAAAGAAAUUGAAAGCUCACGGUGGAUUGGACGGCAUCGUAGGAAAACUCAACACAUCACCUGAAAAUGGGAUAAGUGCGACCAAUAAAGACCUAAGACGUAGGCUACGAAUAUAUGGAGCUAAUAAGUUCACCGAAACCCCAGUUAAAAGUUUUUGGGUAUUUGUAUGGGAGGCACUUCAGGAUAUGACCCUCAUGAUUCUUGGUGUGUGCGCUCUCGUAUCUCUGACAGUCGGUACCGCUACUGAGGGAUGGCCUGUAGGUGCGCAUGACGGCCUUGGAAUUGUUGCUAGUAUCUUGUUAGUUGUUCUGGUCACCGCGACGAGCGAUUACAGACAGUCGUUACAGUUUAAAGAUUUGGAUAAGGAGAAGAAGAAGAUAUCUAUACAAGUUACCCGAAAAGGAUUUAGACAGAGACUGUCUAUUUAUGAUCUACUUCCCGGUGAUGUUGUUAAUCUGGCAAUUGGAGAUCAAGUGCCUGCUGACGGAUUGUUCAUAUCAGGAUUUUCUUUGCUUAUCGACGAGUCAAGUCUCACAGGAGAGAGCGAGCCCGUGGAGGUUAAUUCUGAGAACCCGUUUCUUCUAUCGGGAACGAAAGUUCAAGAUGGCUCGUGCAAAAUGCUGGUGACUACUGUUGGGAUGAGGACGCAAUGGGGGAAACUGAUGGCUACCCUUAGUGAAGGAGGGGACGAUGAGACUCCUCUGCAAGUGAAAUUGAAUGGCGUCGCGACUAUUAUUGGAAAAAUCGGGGUGUUCUUUGCGGUGGUGACAUUUGCGGUGCUAACGCAAUCUCUUAUUAAACGUAAAUUUCAACAGGGUUUGGUCUUUCGCUGGUCAGGGGACGACGCGUUGGAGCUUUUAGAGUAUUUUGCUAUUGCGGUCACAAUAGUUGUGGUCGCGGUUCCUGAAGGAUUGCCGUUGGCUGUGACGUUAAGCCUUGCUUUUGCCAUGAAGAAAAUGAUGAAUGAUAAAGCGCUGGUUCGAAAUCUUGCGGCAUGCGAGACAAUGGGAUCAGCUACAUCUAUUUGCAGCGAUAAGACUGGAACACUAACAACUAACCGAAUGACUGCUGUAAAAGUUUGCAUUUGUGGAAAUGUUAAGGAGUUGAAUAAUCCUAAAGAGGCUAGCAAUCUCGCCUCUCAAAUUCCCGAAGUUGCGGUUAAAAUUCUUUUGCAGUCAGUAUUUAAUAACACCGGAGGAGAAGUUGUUACCAAUCAAGAAGGGAAAACCGAAAUUCUAGGUACGCCAACAGAGAGCGCCAUCUUAGAAUUUGCCUUGAAUUUGGGUGGAAAUUUUCAGGCAGAGCGCCAAGCAGUGAAGCUCAUCAAAGUCGAACCCUUCAAUUCUACCAAGAAGAGAAUGGGAGUGGUUCUCCAACUUGAAGAUGGACGAUACCGUGCUCAUACUAAAGGUGCUUCUGAGAUAAUAUUGGCUUCUUGCGAUAAGUUUUUAAAUCCCGAAGGCCAAGUUGUCCCUCUUGAUGAAGGAGCAACUAAGCAUCUCAGCUAUACGAUAGAAAGCUUCGCUAAGGAAGCUCUUCGUACGCUCUGUGUUGCUUAUAUGGAAAUAGAGGAUGGUUUCUCACUGAACGAUCAGAUUCCUAUGAGGGGUUACACUUGUAUCGGAAUCGUGGGUAUCAAAGAUCCAGUUCGUCCUGGCGUAAAGGAGUCGGUUGCAGUUUGCAGGUCUGCAGGGAUAACAGUGAGAAUGGUUACAGGAGAUAACAUUAAUACUGCAAAAGCCAUUGCAAGAGAAUGUGGGAUACUUACAGAUGAUGGUAUAGCUAUAGAAGGUCCAGAUUUUCGAGAGAAAAAACUAGAAGAGUUAAAUGAACUAAUUCCAAAAAUUCAGGUAAUGGCUCGAUCCUCGCCUUUGGAUAAACAUACUUUGGUAAAACACUUGAGAACCACAUUUGGUGAAGUAGUUGCUGUGACUGGUGAUGGUACGAAUGAUGCUCCGGCGCUUCACGAGGCAGAUAUUGGUCUGGCAAUGGGUAUUGCAGGAACUGAGGUCGCAAAAGAGAGUGCUGAUGUUGUAAUUCUCGACGACAAUUUCUCAACCAUUGUCACUGUGGCCAAAUGGGGUCGCUCCGUGUACAUCAACAUUCAGAAGUUUGUGCAAUUUCAGCUGACCGUUAACGUUGUUGCUCUGGGUGUUAAUUUCUCCUCGGCUUGCUUCACUGGAAAGGCUCCGCUCACUGCAGUUCAGUUGCUUUGGGUGAACAUGAUAAUGGACACACUGGGAGCACUUGCACUAGCCACAGAGCCGCCGAACAAUGAAUUGAUGAAGAGAACACCGGUUGGAAGAAAAGGGAAUUUUAUCAACAAUGUGAUGUGGAGAAAUAUUUUCGGCCAAUCUCUCUUUCAGUUUAUCUUAGUUUGGUCUUUCCAAGCAGGAGGGAAAUGGUUUUUCCGGCUGAAGGGCCCUGAGUCUGAUAUCACGCUGAAUACACUUAUUUUCAAUACCUUUGUCUUCUGCCAGUUGUUCAACGAGAUAAGCUCGAGAGAGAUGGAGAAGAUAGACGUGUUUGAUGGAAUCUUAGAGAACAAUGUGUUUGUGAUCGUUGUUGCGAGCUCUAUCAUUUUUCAAUUCAUAAUCGUUCAGUUCCUUGGUGAUUUUGCCAACACAAUUCCUCUCACUUUCUUUCAAUGGAUUGCCACAAUGUUCUUCGGGUUUCUCAGCAUGCCCAUCGCUGCCGCAGUCAAAAUGAUUCCUGUUGGAUCGACGUGAUUGAUCAUCAAAAUUUCAGAAGCAAGGAAAAUAAAUCUCAAGUCACCUUUAGAGAUAUCUCACAUGACACGGCAUUUAGAAGAGGCAUCGAUGGAAGAGGCAGCAACUGGAGAAGUUUUGGAUCGUUGAUACAUAGCCAAGAUUAGCGACAGAUGUUCAUGUAGGUUUCCAAAAAUUUUGUACUGGGUAUUUGUUAUUGUAGCACGAGGUUGGAAUCUUUCAUAUUUUGAGCUCAUUUUUAUC
Molecule: messenger RNA, 3303 nt
Organism: Asparagus officinalis (garden asparagus)
Lineage: Eukaryota; Viridiplantae; Streptophyta; Magnoliopsida; Asparagales; Asparagaceae
Product: calcium-transporting ATPase 1, plasma membrane-type-like
Exons: 7
Coding region: 1-3060 (1019 amino acids)
Biological process (GO): calcium ion transmembrane transport
Cellular component (GO): membrane; intracellular membrane-bounded organelle
Molecular function (GO): calmodulin binding; P-type calcium transporter activity; ATP binding
Source: RefSeq, a predicted model, not a curated record